Penicillium egyptiacum is the source of this 408-nucleotide messenger RNA. The record is from the annotation of a GenBank genome assembly. Lineage: Eukaryota; Fungi; Ascomycota; Eurotiomycetes; Eurotiales; Aspergillaceae.
AUGAAUACGAUUCAAAUGCUUGGUAGUCCAAACAUUGUGUAUAUUUGUUACGAUCUCUUCCUCGACGAGUGCGAUGAACGAAUUCGGACCGAGAUUUCCGAGAGUGUUACUAAGCGACCAAUCCAUCAGAUUACUCAGAAGGGGAAGGUUUAUAUUAUGCGGAGGGAUGAGCGGUUGGACGUAAAGGUGGCUCAACGUUACGUGCACAUGAGUACCGUCGAUAAAGGACCACGACCCUUCUUUUCUGAUUUGAAAGAUCCACCUUUUUAUAAUGAGCAUGGGCGACGUAUCGAGAGCUGGGAGGAGGGGUAUGUGCCGGUAGCGGCUAUGCUUCGAGAGGAGAGGAUUCGAGAUGAGAGGAGAGGGCAAGAAGAACUAGAUGAUAACAAGAGGCUAGAUAAACAAUAA